AUGUCCAAAUUGAAAAGCCAAACUGUUUCCAAUUAAGCUUUAUGCAAUGAUACCUCAAUUCAAUAAUAGAACCAUCAAUAAGUGAAGCAAGAGAACCAAUACAAUUUGAGUAGCACUGAUUGUAAAAGGCAGAAAUCCUUCUUAGGAGAUCGAUUUGUUACACAAUUAAAGAAGAAUUUUAGUAUCAUUCAGGAAAACUAAAUGGAGAGCCAAGACAUUGCAUCAGCACAAAUGGCAUUGGAGAUGCUUUAUAAAUAGUAAAUACUGGAAUAGGAACCCAUAUUUGAGUCAGACUCAAUGUAAUUUAUCAAUCAAAGUGGAUUUUAAUACAAUCAGCAGAAUAAUUUCGACAUCCACAACUCCAAAAUUUACAACAGUAUUCUGAUAGAUCAUAAGUACUUCACAAUAUCAGAAACUCUCUCUAAUUAUUACGGUAAGUAUGUGCGAAAAAUACCGAAAGUUCCAUUUAAAGUUCUUGAUGCACCACAACUUUAAGAUGAUUUUUAUUUGAAUCUGAUUGAUUGGAGCAACUAGAAUUCCUUAUCAGUUGCAUUGAAUUCUUGCGUAUAUUUAUGGAAUGCAUAAUCUUCGAAAGUUACAAAAUUGUUGGAUCUCCAUAAUGAUUCAGUUACAAGUGUGGCAUGGUCACUUAGAGGACCGCAUUUGGCUGUUGGAACCAAGACAGGAGAAGUCUAAAUUUGGGAUGCUAUUAAAUUAUAGAGAGUUCGCACUUACAAGGGACACAUUGCAAGAGUAGGGACAUUGUGCUUUUCAGAUAAUGUGCUGAGUAGUGGCUCAAGAGAUAAACUAAUAUUGUAGAGAGAUUUGCGAUUAAAGGGAAAUUACUUUUCUGAAACAGUCAGCCCACAAAUAAGAAGUUUGUGGUUUGAAAUGGUCACCUGA
Paramecium tetraurelia is the source of this 903-nucleotide messenger RNA. RefSeq lists its product as uncharacterized. NCBI's taxonomy places the organism in Eukaryota, Ciliophora, Oligohymenophorea, Peniculida, Parameciidae. Gene Ontology annotation, biological process: anaphase-promoting complex-dependent catabolic process; positive regulation of ubiquitin protein ligase activity; positive regulation of anaphase-promoting complex-dependent catabolic process. Gene Ontology annotation, cellular component: anaphase-promoting complex. Gene Ontology annotation, molecular function: protein binding; anaphase-promoting complex binding; ubiquitin ligase activator activity. The transcript is spliced from 4 exons. The record is from RefSeq and is a predicted model, not a curated record.